This is a messenger RNA of Saccostrea echinata, 351 nucleotides long. RefSeq lists its product as uncharacterized. Bases 1 to 351 code for a protein of 116 amino acids. The record is from RefSeq and is a predicted model, not a curated record. Lineage: Eukaryota; Metazoa; Mollusca; Bivalvia; Ostreida; Ostreidae. The transcript has 3 exons.
AUGGAGCAAAAGACGAUUGUCGAGUUGCGGCGCCUUAAUUCACCACCUCGUGGUGUUGACGAUGUGGUAACAGCUUUCUUGUUACUUUUGGAAUAUCCCCCGAACGAAGUAAAAGAUUGGAAUAAAUGUAAGAGUAUUUUGUCCAGGACUGGAGAGAAAUCAGUUAUGACUAAAGUGUCUCAUUUUGACCCUUUGUACUGCUCCCCAGAAACUGCCCAGAAGUCAGAGGACUUGUUAGCACCAUACACGAUAGAAAUCGUCAGGAACAAAAAUCUCUAUGCUGCAAAAAUGUACACAUGGACAAAAUCAAUGAUAGAAGAAGUGAAGGCGAGCGGUGGGGUUCAGAAAUAG